AUAAAUAUAUUUCACGAGGCAAACGGAAAAGUUUUUUCUCUUUCUCUAUUCAUCUUCAGCACACAGCACCACCAUCAUCGAUUCACCCAAAUCGCAUCCUCCUUCCACUCAAAAUCCAACGUCACAAUCUCACCGUCGUAACCGUCCAAACUCCGUCACAAUCUCCACCACACUAACAUUCAAAAUCUCGCUCGCAAGUAGCUUCUUUACGAAUUCCAAACAUUCGCGCCUUUUCAUUUCACCACUAUUCGCUCGCCGGCGAUUCGGUUUCUCACGAUUUCUCGCCGGAGAAACUUUGUACGAUCGUCAAAUUUCUCUUCUCCAUUUCACGAACAUUUAACCGAAUUGAACGUACACUCUGUGUGCUGGAAAGGUCUUACUGAUCAUCGAUCACUCUCGUGAUCAGACGCUGUGAUGAAGAUAUCUGAAUGAGCAGGUGACAUAUACUGGGUUUUUGGCUAUAUUCAAUAGCUCUUAUAGCGAGGAUAUUAAAUGAAGUAAAUGAAAGUAUAAGGUAGUCCUACAUGACAGGAUGGUGUUCUUUAAGAACUUUUCAUAUGAUGCACUUUCACAUGGGGUCUUGGAAGAUAAAGGUCAGGGACAAAAUGCUGAUAGAGUUCGUAGAUCAGUACAGUUAGUGAAUGCGCCGAUAAAGAAGUUGAUAUGAACAUGGAGGCACAAUAUGAGAGUGAUGCUGAACCAGAUGAUGCCGAUAAAGCAAAAUGUGGCAACUGCUGAUAAUCGGGUUGGUACAAGUGAAUUAAAUGUAGAGACUAUGAGCAGGAAACCAUCUAUAAAUGGAAGGUGGGGUUCUUCAUUUUGGAAAGAAUGCUAGCCUAUGUGUGCUCAGAAUGGUUCCACGUGCUGCAAGAAAUAUCAAAAGCUAUGCUGAGGCUGAUCAAUCUGAAAGAAUUAAUAAAAGAAAAAAAAGAAGGAAAGUGAACCACCUGAACGGAUUCCAAAACGACGGAAAGCAGAUUAUGCAGCUCAUGUAACAUUAAUGAUUGAUGGAGCAUCUGCCCAAGUGAGAAGCUGGUCAUAUGGGAAUUUGUCUAAACGAGAUGCGCUGUGGUUUUCUUGUUCAGUGAUGAAAUUUAGGAAUGAGAGCCAAAUCAAUUUGGUUGUUGCUGAAGUUGGUGGUGCAGUAGAAGCAGCUCCGUUCAAAGCACAAGCAGAACUCUUCAAUGCUUUGAUUGAUGGCUGUAAAGAAGCAGCGGAAAUUGGAAGUCUGCAUCUGAAGGGGCCUUUGUUGGAUUUCCAUGUGAAGGCAAAUGAGUUACUUAUCCGUGUUCAAGAACUUCAACUGCUAGCAAAGUGCAUUAGUCGGUAUGAAGAUCCUAUUGCACAAUUCCGUGUUUUAACAUUUCUCAAACCUUCAAACUGGUCAAAAGGUUGUGGAUGGAAUCAAAUUGAUGAUGCAAGAUUGCUUCUUGGAGUACAUUAUCAUGGAUUUGGUAAAUGGGAAAUUAUAAGGUUGGAUGAAAGGCUUGGUCUAAUGAAAAAAAUUGCACCAGUGGAACUUCAGCAUCAUGAAACUUUCUUACCACGAGAAUGACUACGAGAUUGUGGAAGUAUGUUUCUACCUUUUCCCAUCUUUCAGGAGAGGCUUCACCAAAUUUAUUGAAAACUUAAACUGGAGCAAAAUGCUGAAGGUGUUGGCCCCUCUCUUUCCAAUGGGUAUGUGUCUGGUCCAUUUAGUAGAAAUGGAAACCCUAAUCAUUCUUAUUCAUUCCCUCGCCAUAUUGAGAGGCAAAGGGGAUUCCAAAAUGUGACUACUGCCUAUCAAAAGCCCGGACAAGUUAGUGAUACAGGCAUGUCUGAGGCAUGGAAAUGAAGAAGAGCAGAAAAUAAUGGUCAUUUCCAAAGUCAGCCACCACCUCGAAGAAUCACGAGUAAUGGAAUUCAACCGCUGGAUCCUAACUCGAUGGGGAUCCUUGGGGCAGGACCAUCUGGUAAAUGUUUAGCUGGUGAGAAACCAUUUAAAACUCAACCUGGUGGGGUUCCUUCAAGGCAAGAGUUUUCUUCAGGAAUCGAGUAGUUUAGUCAUGUGAGAUCAGAACACCUGAUUCCUGGAGUGUUGGUUGUUGGCUUUCACUCUGCACUUAGCUUCAGAAAUCGUAAAUACUCUGGAAUUUUUCUCUCCCACCAAUGGGAAUUAAGAUAUUGUAGAUACCUUUUUGGUUUCCUUGGUGAUCCGAGAAAUAUCCUACACAUGGAUUUGCAUCCGUGAACAAAGUGGCUGACGCCAUUGAUGAUAUGGCGUUUGCAAUGCAAGGUGAACGUAGUCUUGCCCAUUUUUCUUCCCCUUUACCUUUUGAUUUUUACAGUCCUUGAAGAUGAGCCAAAGGGUUACAUCUAUAGUGAAAAUCUUGAAUAGAAACACAUUUUACCUUACUAGUAGAGAUACCUAAGAAAGUGUACAUUCCAAGUUACCCCAUUUUAUUGGACUUAAUUGUUCGCACCAUACAAAUUAUGUUGGCUGAUAUGCACAGAAAUUUAUUUGUACUAAUUUCAAUUUUAGCUAUAACAUGUUGAAAUUUUGUGUAGCUCUUUGAAGUAAAUUUCAUCAGCAAAUGAUAGUAAUUCUCAGCUUCUGGCUCGGUUUCGGUUUCCAGCAUGCUUACUCAUUUAAGGUCAUACAUGGUGGUUAGUAUUUCAUAUUGUUGCUUAUGUUAUUAUUUUAUUUAACAUUUAGACUACAAUAAUGAAUAUCUUUUCUACUAAUCAUCAUUUGCUUUUCAUUUACUUUGGUAGAUCACUUCAUCUAUCAUCUAUUUUUCUCUUGUUGAUUCACCAUGGCUCUCCAUUUUCCCAAUGGGAACAAGCCAAAGUGCUAAUUAGUCCAAGUAACUACCCACCUCCAACCCAGUAGAAGCCAACCACUCAUUUGUGUAGUAAACAUCAUCUUAUUUGCGAUUAGUACAGAAAAUGACUCCAAACUCCCAUUAAUAUCAGCUCAUGAACAUCUAUGCUACGGUAUGUAGUAGGAAAACUUCAGAAUGACGCAUAAAGUAACACUUAUUCUUAAAUUCAAAUCGUUACAUUCCAUUUCCUUUCAUAGUCGCCAUUUGCAAUACUUUCAAUCAUCUAAUUUUUUUUUUUUUAAUGUAUGCAUUUUAAAGUUAGUGCUGAGUAGUCGUCACAUGUGAGGGUUAAUUAAGUGGUGUUGCAAUCACAAAAUAAGCACGUCAUCUUUGUUUAAAGUGGUGCGACUAUGAUUGAAGUUGAACAAUGAGGAACGAAGGAUUGGAUUUGAAGACUAGACUAGAUCUAGGUGGAUGAAUGAGAUAGAUAUUUUACUAUUUACAAGUUUGUUUCUAUGUUUAGAUUAAAGUGUCUCUAAAUUGGCUCAAGUAAAAUAGCUUAGUUGGUAUUGCA
This is a messenger RNA of Trifolium pratense (red clover), 3378 nucleotides long. RefSeq names its product protein CHROMATIN REMODELING 5-like. The record is from RefSeq and is a predicted model, not a curated record. Gene Ontology annotation, biological process: nucleosome organization; regulation of transcription by RNA polymerase II. Gene Ontology annotation, molecular function: ATP-dependent chromatin remodeler activity; DNA binding; histone binding. Gene Ontology annotation, cellular component: nucleus; chromatin. NCBI's taxonomy places the organism in Eukaryota, Viridiplantae, Streptophyta, Magnoliopsida, Fabales, Fabaceae. Bases 1001 to 1555 code for a protein of 184 amino acids. The transcript is spliced from 6 exons.